This is a messenger RNA of Hemibagrus wyckioides, 1290 nucleotides long. It is a transcript of the gene snx3, whose product is annotated as sorting nexin 3. Gene Ontology annotation, biological process: late endosome to Golgi transport; endocytic recycling. Bases 58 to 546 code for a protein of 162 amino acids. The transcript is spliced from 4 exons. Gene Ontology annotation, cellular component: retromer complex; early endosome membrane. Lineage: Eukaryota; Metazoa; Chordata; Actinopteri; Siluriformes; Bagridae. Gene Ontology annotation, molecular function: phosphatidylinositol-3-phosphate binding. The record is from RefSeq and is a predicted model, not a curated record.
CAGCUGAUCGGAAGUCGGAGGUAAGCUGUCCAGGGUGAAGGUGUUAGCGGGGGAGUGAUGGUGGACACCGUAGCGGACACACGGAGGCUUUACGCCAAACCACAAAACCUGAGCGAUGCUUACGGACCUCCGAGUAACUUCCUAGAGAUCGAUGUGGGCAGUCCCGAGACGGUGGGAGUCGGACGGGGCAGAUUCACUACAUACGAGAUCAGAUUGAAGACUAACCUUCCCAUCUUCAAGCUGAAGGAGUCGUGUGUCAGGAGGAGAUACAGUGACUUUGAGUGGCUUCGAUCAGAGCUGGAACGAGAGAGCAAGGUGGUUGUUCCUCCUCUGCCAGGGAAAGCCCUGUUCAGGCAGCUCCCAUUUCGUGGAGAUGACGGCAUCUUCGACGACUCCUUCAUUGAGGAGCGGCGGCAAGGCCUGGAGCAAUUCCUCAACAAAGUGGCCGGUCAUCCGUUGGCCCAGAACGAGCGCUGCCUGCACAUGUUCCUUCAGGACGAAUCUGUGGAUAAAAACUACACCCCCUCCAAAAUCCGACACGCCUGAGCCGAGCCACACCUGCAGUCACGUGCACACUUCUCGUCCGACCCGAACUCUUCUUCCCUUGGGAUUCAACAGCACACCAAACAGACAGAAACAAACUUCUGAACCGUUCACACUGCAGAUGGUCCUGAACUCCCGAAAAAAAAAAAAAAAAGUUCAAACAUCUCACUGUAGAAUGAAUCGGCAGCGCUCCGUCACUACAGAUCACUUCGCUGUCUCUCUGCUCUAAAACCAAGAGGCGUCUCGUCUGUUAGGCUUGCGGACAUCACGCUAGCUUAGAAGAACCGCUAACUUUUUUUUUUUUUUUUUUUUAGAGGCUCAGGAUAUUAUUGCAAGAAAAUAAAACACACAAACCAAAAAUAUUUCAGUAUAAAAAUUUAUAUAUAUAUGCAAAUUAUUUCCCAUCGCUGGAAUAAAUUCUAGUUUUCUUUAACUCUCGAAUCACUUCCUUUUUUCUUUUUCUUUCCUGUCUAACACUUGCACUACUCUUGAGAACACAAGCUACGACUAUUCUUUCUCUCCCGGAGCAGAAGCACGUCGGCCACGCCUCUUUUUUCCACGUGUGUGAACUGUAAGAACCGUGCGGCCGAGCCUCGACGAAACACUUCGCUUUUGGUUUUUAUCUCUAAUUGAAGUCCAUGUAAACACAAAGCCGCUGUCGGUGCAUGCUCCCUGAUUUAUAUAUCGCUGUGCCAUUAUUUGUUUCUGAAAAAUUUUCCAAUAAAACUGUUGACACACACAAACACA